Messenger RNA from Aspergillus alliaceus, 2160 nucleotides. RefSeq names its product transcription regulator HTH, apses-type DNA-binding domain-containing protein. Gene Ontology annotation, cellular component: nuclear membrane complex Bqt3-Bqt4. Gene Ontology annotation, biological process: mitotic telomere tethering at nuclear periphery; meiotic attachment of telomere to nuclear envelope. The transcript is spliced from 5 exons. The coding region runs from base 267 to 1613 and encodes 448 amino acids. The record is from RefSeq and is a predicted model, not a curated record. Gene Ontology annotation, molecular function: DNA binding. NCBI's taxonomy places the organism in Eukaryota, Fungi, Ascomycota, Eurotiomycetes, Eurotiales, Aspergillaceae.
GUCGAUUAUCGCCGGGGUUGUCGCGGGACUAUCGUCUGUGUUCCACAUUUUUAAUCGUCCGCCAAGUCGAUCCUGAUAAUAUCAUCAGUGAGCCCUACGUGGUGACGUAUUAUCAACUUAGCCUCGAGUAAAGCGGCGAGAGACGCGCCUGCAACGUGGCCGACGUUCUGGCGUCGCAUCUUGUCUCAAAUCACCGCGGGAGCCGCUGCCACAACAUUCGAUCCUCUCAGCUCUUAUUUGACAUUAAACGAAGGUGACCAUUCAUCAUGGUGCGCUCACUUCCAAAGAAGAACAAUCCUCACAUCCUUCCAGCUGAGACUCCUAGCUAUGAAGAGCUCUUGCGGUGCCGCCGCUUGGGAAAAACAAACCUUACAGUGAGACCUACAGUGAUCGGCACGUCGAAUGCGACGAAGCCGGAGAAUCUUGGACCUUUUGAAUAUGCGCAUCUGCGCGUCAAAUUGCCAAGGGACCUCAAAGGUUCCGAAAUUUUUCCUUCACAUAAUACCCAGCAACAGCCGGAGACGUACUUUCUGAUGCGGCGGAGCAAAGAUGGAUACGUCAGCGCUACCGGAAUGUUCAAGAUUGCCUUUCCCUGGGCGAAAUUGGAGGAAGAACGGUCGGAGCGUGAAUAUGUGAAAAACCGCAAGGAAACGAGCGAGGACGAGAUCGCUGGGAAUGUGUGGAUCUCACCUAAUCUAGCUCUUGAGUUAGCGAAGGAGUAUCAGAUGUACGACUGGGUACGAGCAUUGCUCGACCCCACGGAUAUUGUUCAGACCCCAUCCAGUACAAAGAAGCAUAUGCACAUCACUCCGCCUCCUCGAUUUGACUUGCCUCCGAUCGAGGCACCAACUCAGCUGACUGCGCCCACGCCGCGCCUGAGAAGAGGCCGGUCUGCUUCUCCUAGCAAAAAGGUCGCUUCCCCGCGCAAGCCCAGGAGCACGAGAACCAGGGAUGCCAAGGAAGUUCAGGACACCAAGGAGGUUAAGGAAGCAAGCAUUGUGGCGACUAGUGAAGCAAAUGCAAACCUUCAGUCAGCGUUGGAUGCUACUACCGAGUUCGGCUCAGUGAAUGACACUAUCCAACCUAGCGUGGAAGACGACGAAGAGAAGAUGGCCCCUACCCCUAAGAAGCCUGCUCCGACACAAAAAUCUACGAAGACGCCUUCCAAAGCUGCCCGAGCUAAGGAGGUUAAGGAAACGAAGGAGAUUAAGGAGGAAAACGUCAAGGUGGACGUUGAGACCACUGCCGAUGAAGCCAAGGAUGUGCGAACGACCCAGACCACUGUCUCGGUGGAGCUGCCUAUCACCCUUCCUGAUGCUCCAUCUGCGGAGGAUACCGAACAAAUGAUAGCUAAGGCCAAGGAAAUGGUAGAAGAGGCUGUUAAAGUUCAGAGCAUAGAACAAGAGCCAGUAGCACCAUCAAAGGCUGCUAAAAAACGCAAGCCCGAAGAAGCUCUCAGCGAAGAUGAAGAAGAUGAAGAGACCAGGGCUCUGCGGACUAAGAGAGCGAAGGUCUUGGAAGAGAAGCUUAAGCGUGAGCGCGUUAGGAACCGUGCCCUCGUCGGCGUCACUGCUGCGUUUGCACUUGCAGCCUCGAUCCCUUAUUUCUUCUAGAGGUUAUACUACCAGCUGUAUGGGCACCUUCCAAUGGAACGAUCGUCCCGAGUAGACCGUCCCGUUUCCCAUCGAAGAAAAUCUCCUUUUCCGAUCCUCUUCAUCCAUUCACCUUAGGUUCUAGAUUGUGUACGCCUUUCUCCAAGAAAGGAAUCAAGUCUUUCGAUCUGUAUACCCUAUUUCAACAUCCACUCUUCGAUGCGCAUUGCGAUUUUACCCACACAGUGAUCCCUGAUGUAUCGUAUUUACACCUUACCCUUUUCUAAUUUUUGCGCUUUGGUUGCAAGAAGGAGAGCACUAUCCACUUAAACGGUGGUUCUUGAUUUAUUUUGUUUUUUUGUUUCCUCCCCUGGUGGUCCUGGAGAUCGAAAGAGAAAUUGAUAUCUCGUUCCACUCUCUACCUGCUCAUUUUCCUAUUCUUCCUGGAUAUCGGAUACUCUCUAUAAUCCUUGUUUCAAUUUGCUGUGGGUACUCGGGGUGGCUUUUAUGGUUCGGUAGCAUAGGAUGUGAAAUGCAAAUGCCAGAGAAAAAUGACAUGAUAUAUCGG